CAACAGUCCUAGUUGAAUUGCAUGCUGCAUGGCGUCUAUUUAGUGUCGUUUAUUAAUUUUAUUUUGUGGGUGAACGGUGUAUAUCUUACAUCAGCGUCGCUUUUACUAAAUUAUCAACAGUUUACAGCGUUAUUAAACAUGUCUGCUGAUAACAUUGAAAAAUUAUAUCAAAACUAUGGCAUUCUUGCUGAUGCUAAAGAAGACAUUUCUAAGCAUGAAAAAGAGUACUUGGAGAUACUUGCUGCAGUUAAAGGAUCGAGUAAAGAGAAACGUUUGGCAUCACAGUUUAUUGCGAAAUUCUUCAACAGUUUCCCUAACUUAACGGACCAGGCAAUUGAAGCUCAGUUUGAUCUCUGUGAAGAUGAUGACGUUGCGAUUCGAAAGCAAGCGAUCAAAGAUCUACCAGCAAUGUGUAAAAAUAAUAAGGAACACACGACUAGAAUUGCUGAUAUUUUAGCUCAGCUAUUACAGUCUGAAGAUGCUACAGAAAUAAAUGUUGUAACAAACUCAUUGGUUACGAUCUUGAAAAGUGACCCGAAAGGGACUUUAACGGGCUUAUUCUCUCAAAUCCAUCAGAGCACAGAUAGUGAUGUCCCAAAUGAAAUUGUAAGAGAAAGAUGUAUUAAGUUUUUGGCAACAAAAGUUAAGCAGUUAGGUCGGGAUGUCAUUGAUAAAGAUGCAGAAGAUCUUAUCAUAGCUGAAGGAAAGAAAAUCUUACAGGAUUCCGUUGCUGAAGAAUUUGAGCACAUAAUGGAUUUGUUGACUUGGUCAAAGCUUGGUAAAACACCAGCAGGAAAAAAGGAAAUGACCCAAUUGAUAGCAGCAUUGGCGUUCACACCAGAUGAUUGGCACCCAGAAGACCCUGAGUAUGUGGACAGGCUGAUUCAAUGCACUCAACAUGCAAUUCCUCUUUUUACUGCUCAAGUGGAUUCAACACAGUUUGUCAAUAUCUUCUGUGACCAUGUCUUGCUUCGAUGGAAUGAUAUUGCCACCACAGGAGGAGGGACUGACUUGAAACUGGAGAUAUUAAAAAUAUUUGCAGAAUUAACUGAAAACUGUGGAGAAAUUGAAAAGGCUCAAGACAAAAUAAACAUCGUUUAUGAUGUUUUAAUGAACUACUUACCAGAAGCACCAGUUGAACAUGAAGAAGAAAAUGCUGUAAAAGAAGGAGAAAGUAAAUCAGAUGACACCAAAUCGACAACAGCUCCUUCCUUGCAGUUUUCACAUGUGGAAUGUGCACUUUUUGCAUUACAUUCCUUAUGCAGAAAAGCACCAGAAGCUCUAGGAGCUGAUACAGCUCGACUAAAGUCAUUAAGGUUACGCCUUCAAUAUACUGCAAGGCUUACUCAAGGAUAUAUUAAAAAACUCAAAGAAGUUACGCAGAGCAAAAAAGGUGAAGAUGAAAAUACAGAAGAAAAUAAAUUGAAAAUAGCAGCUUUAAAAACAACAUCAAAUAUUAAUACUCUCAUAAGGGACAUAUUCCGUACUCCACCCAGCUUCAAGAGUAAAGUACAACUUUCGUUCCAGACAAAGAAGGUUGAAAAAGAGAUAACACCAUCUAAUGAUGCACUAGACAAAGAAAAGCAAUCAUCAGGAUCGAAACGUCACAGACCAAUAACCUUUGACAAUGGGGAGAAAAAUGAAUUACCUGAAAAGAAAUCACGUAGUGGUGAUAGAAACCUUAAAAUGUAUACACCACCCUCUGGCAAAUACAGUUCAAGGCUAAAUAAUUCUGGACGUUUCUCUGGCCCUAAUUCUGGCAGGGGUAGAGGGAGUUAUGGCAAAAGGGACUUUUGGAACAAUGGUGCACCAUUUAGAAAGCGCUACUAAAAUUUAUUAAAAAGAGGACUAUUUCUAUCAAUCAAUUUCUUACAGAUGUAAGAAUAUUAAUAGUCACCAUAUAAUUUACAAACUUUUUGCUUUGUUAUACAACAAGGCAUAAAAUGCUUUUUGAAUAAAGAUGAUUUGCAGACUUAAUAAGAACCAUCUAACUAAAAUAAAUGACAAGAAAGUUUAUUUCAAGAUUAGGCGACCAUUUUUAUUUAUUCUCUUUACCGACGUUGUUGAUUAGUUUUGUCAGUCCAAAAUUUAGUUAGCUGCUCCAGAAGAAGGUGGCACGAAUAUUUUUCCAGUUGCAGUUUUCAGGGUUGCAGCAGCUUCAUGGUUAUUGUACGUAGAUGAUAUAUUGACAAAUUUAUUUAACUAAAUAAUGCAUGUUCAAAUUAAAUAGCCAUUGUAGUUCUUAAGUUAUCCCUCCACAUUCAGAAGGUAAGCCUAGUUAAUUGUUUACCUCAUUGUGGCAGGCAACUCUACAUCUAGAAAUUGUAAGUAUAAAAUUUUAUAGUUUUAAAUACAACCUAUCCUGUCCCAGCAAUUUAACAUGUGAUUGGUAGCCAUUCAACUGUAUGGUAAGUAUUUUCGACAUAUAUACCUAGGUUAUUAUUAAUAAUAAUUCAAGGACGGGAGUUUUGUGAAAUGAAGCAAUUAUUUUCGAGAAUAUGGCUGCCAUUUAAUAUUGUUUCAGAUCUGUCUCUAGUAACUUCUUUUUAACCAAAGAAGUAACUGCCUGGAUUAAAUUCACCUUCAUAUAAUAAAAUUUUCUUCCCAAA
Messenger RNA from Melitaea cinxia (Glanville fritillary), 2609 nucleotides. It is a transcript of the gene cass, whose product is annotated as apoptosis inhibitor 5. The record is from RefSeq and is a predicted model, not a curated record. Gene Ontology annotation, cellular component: nucleus. The transcript is spliced from 8 exons. Gene Ontology annotation, biological process: negative regulation of apoptotic process. Lineage: Eukaryota; Metazoa; Arthropoda; Insecta; Lepidoptera; Nymphalidae. Gene Ontology annotation, molecular function: RNA binding. The coding region runs from base 22 to 1830 and encodes 602 amino acids.